This is a messenger RNA of Plasmodium vinckei vinckei, 3453 nucleotides long. RefSeq names its product DNA polymerase 1, putative. Gene Ontology annotation, biological process: DNA-templated DNA replication; double-strand break repair. Gene Ontology annotation, molecular function: DNA-directed DNA polymerase activity; DNA binding. NCBI's taxonomy places the organism in Eukaryota, Apicomplexa, Aconoidasida, Haemosporida, Plasmodiidae. Bases 1 to 3453 code for a protein of 1150 amino acids. The transcript has a single exon. The record is from RefSeq and is a predicted model, not a curated record.
AUGAAAUUAUCUUCUAUUGUAAUAAAAAAUCGUAACAUUUUAAGAAAAUAUAAGAAUACCAAUAUACAAAAUAUUAAAAAUAGAAAUAUUUAUAUAUAUAAACAAGUACACAAUUAUUCUCAUUUUAUAAAUUAUAAUAAUAUUAUACAUGCUUUACAAAAAAAGAAGGAAAAUAUUUUAACCGAAGCCAGUUCUUUUAACUCGCUUCUUGCCACAUUAAAAGAGUAUAAAUUAGAUCAAAUCAAAAAAGAAAACGCACAAUUGGUUGUUGGAAAAGAUGAAACAAAUAGCUCCCACACAUUACCCAGUAAUAAGUAUAAUACUGUAGUAUAUGAUUGGAUGCAGGCUGUGAAAAUUUAUAUAAGUUGGUUUUCUGAAAUAACAGAUGAUAAAUACAAAUCCAAAUGUUUUUCUCUUCCUACUUAUUUGAUAUUUCAUGUAGUUGUUCCUAAUGAUUUUGAAAUAUUAACAAACAAUUUAAAGACUUUUGAAAAUUAUGAUUUUUAUAAUUUUUUAGACCUUGCCAAUAAUAGUAAAUUAAAUACUUUAGGUAAUUCAAAUUUUACUAAAUCAUACGAAAAAAAUGAUGAGGGAGAAGAUAAUGGUGGGAUCAUUACAUAUUGGACUAGCCAAGAUGCAAAUAGAAAUCAUCCCAUUAUUGAAAAUGUUCUACUUAAUCAGACAAAAGUAUCUGAGGAACUCACAAAAAAUAAUUGCAAUAUAGGUGGGGGUCAAGAGAAAGAGAAAAUAUAUUUUUUCACAUUUAAUAUAAAUGAAUUAGAAAAAAAUGAACAAGUUAAGGAAAUGAUAAAUGAAUGUAUAAAAGGGGAAUUUUCAAGCGAAAGAAAUAGUAUAAAUUAUGAAAAAGAAAAAAAUGUAAAUCCAUUUCUGUUUGUUGUAUAUGACUACAAAACAUUAAUACACAUAUUUAACAAUUUAAAAAUAAACCUAUUAAAUAUUAAAAAUGUAUUUGAUAUUUAUAUCGUAAGCACCUUAUUGCAACUUGUCCAAAGAGGAGAAAAAUUACAGAACGUAUUUUCUUCAUAUACUGAAAAAACACAAAAUGAUUUUUUAUCAUUUUCAAAUAAUGAAUAUAAAAAAUUUGCUCCAUAUUUUAGAUCCUAUUCUAUUGUCCCACCAGAAUUUUCGGAUGUUCUUUCUGGAAAAUUUGGAAUUUAUGGAUGGGGAAAAUAUCAAAAAAAAAAAAAUGUCACAAAAAAAAAGAAAAAUGAAAAAAAUAAGAACCGUCUAGAAAAAGUAGACAACAUUCAAGAUAGCAAUACAAAUAAGGAAAAUAAUUCUAAAUUUACUUUCACCAAUGUAGAAGUAAAACAUAUAAAUAAUAUUAAAAAAAUAGUAUUUGGUAAUAAAAGAAGUAUAUAUGAAAUUACGGAAGAAGAUAUGAUGAGUUAUUGUAUUUCUCGAAAUAUAUUUUUAAUUAUAUUAUUUAAUUAUUUAAUAAAUCUAUUAAAAAAUAAUAUAAAUAUAUUAACACUUUAUAUUAAAAUCGAACAACCAUUAAUUUUUUGUAUAAGUGAAAUUGAAAAAGAAGGAAUAUAUUUAAAUCAAAAAAAAAUACAAGAAAUACAAAACAAUUCAAAUGAUCCAUUAAUGUAUAAAAAACAAAUAGAACAAUUAUGUGGAUAUGAUAUAAAUUUAAAUUCAUCUAAGCAAGUUUCUUCUCUUUUAUCUAAAGCAUUAUUUAAUGGGUGUUUUAAUCAUGAAAUUAAAACUUCACUUGAAAAUUCAAACAAUGAAACAGUUGUUUCAAAAAAUGUUGUGAACCCCUUCAAUAUCAAUGAUAGCGACGAUCACCUAAUGAAUGUCUUAAACUUGAAUUCGAAUUACUUUGAUUAUAUCGCAAAUGAUCAAAUACAAGAACCCCCCCAAAAUGACAACAACGGUAAAAGCGCAAAGCGUGAUAAAAAGAAAAAAAAGGAAAAUUCUAUACCAUGUCAAGAUGUAUCAAGCAUAGCAUUGGAUCAACAAAAUUGCACAACCGAAUACGAUGAAUUAAAUUCUUUAACCUCAUUAGACCUUCAAGAGUCCAACAGUUUUAGCUCGAAUAAUCAUGAUAUAUCAGAAAAAAUAAAUGAACCUGGUAAUUAUAAAAAAAAUGAUGAAAUAAAUAGUAAAAUAAAAAUUAGACAAUAUAGUAAUACAAUAAAUGAAAUGAAAAGAAAUAAAUCAUUACAAACAAAUACAAAAAUGUUAAAAAUAAUAAUAGAUGAGUUAGAAAAAAAUAAUUAUGUUGGAGAAAAAGAAAAAGAUAAAAUAAAACAAAUUAUUAAUAAUAUAAAACUAUAUAGAGAAUCAAAAAAAUUAUUUCAAAAUUAUAUUGAAAACUUACCAAAGCAUAUACAAAAAAAUACUAAUAAAAUUCAUUGCAAUUUUAAUCAAUUAGGAGCAUCAACAGGUAGAUUAUCUUGUGAUCAACCAAAUUUACAAAAUAUUCAUUCAAAGUUUAGAUGUACUAUUUCAUUAAAAAAUGAUGAAACAAAACCGGCAUCUUUUAAAAUAAAAAAUGUAAAGAAUAAUAAAUCUGUAAAUAAAAAUUUACUUACUUUCGAUUAUAAACAAAUGGAAUUAUUUGUUAUGGCAUAUUUAAGCUUUGAUAGUCAACUAUUAAAAAUGUUAAAUAAUAGUGAUGUGUUUGUAGAAACUGCUAAAGUUUUAUUUAAUACUAACGAAGUAACAAAAGAAUUAAGAAGAAUGACUAAAACUGUUAUAUAUGGUAUAUUAUAUGGACAAUCCGAAAAUGGACUAGCCAAAAAUUUAUUAGUUAGUGAAAAUUUUGCAAAAUCUUUAAUUGAUAAUUUUUUUAAUUUUUAUCCAAAUGUAUUUAAAUUUAUGCAAAAACAAAAAAUACUAGUUAAAAAUAUUAAUUCAGUUUACACAUUAAUAGGAAGAAAAAGAUUAGUUGAUCCAAGUAUUAAAAAUAAAUAUAGAAUAAGUAUGAAUACCCCUAUUCAAGGUUGUGCAGCUGAUAUUAUGAAAUUCGCAUUAUUAUCAUGCCAUAAAAUACUUUCAUAUUUUGAUAGUUCUAAUCAAGAUAUUGAUAUUUUCCUCAAAAUGAAUAAUAUAAAUACUUCCUUAUUAAAAAAAUAUAAAAAUUAUAUAAAAUCAACAAAAUUAAUUUUACAAAUUCAUGAUGAAUUAUUAUUUCAAUGUGAUGAAAAUGGAACUAACGAUAUUAUACAAUUAUUAAAUCCAGUUUUAGAAAAUUCUUUUUUAAAUUUAAUAAAAUAUACAAAUACACAAAAUAGGUUAUUAUUAUUAUAUGAUUAUAUGAGUGAUAAUAUAUCUAUACAUACAUACAUUGAAAAUAUGAAAUUAUUAAAUACAGAAAAUUAUCCCCUUUAUAAUCAAACUGAAAAUUUUGAUACUAUUCUUAGAGCCUUUAAUUUAAAGUUACCAAUUAAAGCAGAAGUCGGGACUAACAUUAACGAAUAA